Aspergillus glaucus CBS 516.65 is the source of this 7921-nucleotide messenger RNA. Its product is annotated as type I polyketide synthase. The transcript is spliced from 6 exons. NCBI's taxonomy places the organism in Eukaryota, Fungi, Ascomycota, Eurotiomycetes, Eurotiales, Aspergillaceae. Gene Ontology annotation, molecular function: oxidoreductase activity; 3-oxoacyl-[acyl-carrier-protein] synthase activity; phosphopantetheine binding. The coding region runs from base 26 to 7921 and encodes 2631 amino acids. The record is from RefSeq and is a predicted model, not a curated record. Gene Ontology annotation, biological process: secondary metabolite biosynthetic process; fatty acid biosynthetic process.
CUUUGUCCACCACGAAUCAAACACCAUGUUUCAGUCCAACACCACCAAGCCUUCCUUCUCCGGAAUCGAAGAGGACCCUGUGAUGCCAAUUGCUAUCAUUGGCUUCUCUGGCCGUUUUCCCGGUGAUGCCGAGAACCCUACGAAACUGUGGGAUAUGAUCGCAGCGGGCAAAAGUGCCCUCUCCGACAUUCCCAAAGAUCGGUUCAAUGUGGACGCUUACUACCACCCUCACCACGAGCGGCACGGAAUUCUGAAUGUCCGAAAAGCCCAUUUCAUGAAGAGGGAUAUCUCUGCAUUUGAUGCACCCUUCUUUACCAUGUCCAUUCCAGAGGCGGAAGCUAUGGACCCUCAGCAACGAAUGGCGCUUGAAUGUACCUAUGAAGCUCUCGAAAACGCUGGACUUCGAAUGGAGGAUGUCAGCGGAUCCAGCACAUCGUGUUUCGUGGGAUGCUUCACUAGAGACUACAGUGAGAUGCUAGGCUCUGAUCCAGAGGAUCUUCCUCUCUACCACGGAACCGGAACUGGAUCAGCCAUCAUGUCCAACAGAAUUUCGUGGUUUUUUGACUUCAAAGGACCCAGUAUUAGUUUGGACACCGCUUGCUCAUCAUCCAUGGCGGCUCUGCACUUGGGAUGCCAGAGCUUGCGUACAGGAGAAACCACCAUGUCAAUUGUUGGUGGUACCAAUCUGAUUCUCAUGCCCGGUAUCAUGGGUUCGAUGACCCGACUGCACUUCCUUAGCCCAGACGGAAAGUGUCAGUCUUUCGAUCACAAGGGCAAUGGAUACUCUCGCGGAGAAGGUGCUGGGUUCUGUGUACUGAAGCCACUUGAUCUGGCUUUGAAAGACGGCGAUGUUAUCCGGGGUGUCAUCCGCAACAGCGCGGUCAGCCAGGACGGACACACUCCUGGAAUUACCCUUCCUUCCGGAGAGGCACAGGAGGCGCUCAUUCGGCGUGUCUACGCAGAGGCAGGUUUGAGCCUCGCUGAUACACAAUAUGUUGAGGCCCACGGAACUGGAACACCUGCUGGAGACCCUGUUGAAGCGGGCGCUCUAGGAAGAACUUUUGGUAGCGCCCGGGGUACAGGGAACCCGUUGAUUAUGGGCUCUAUCAAAUCCAACGUUGGCCACCUCGAGGGCGGCUCGGGCAUGGUACAGGUUAUCAAGGGUAUCAUGAUGAUUGAGAAGGGAGAGAUUCCGCCAUCGAUCUGGUACGAAAAGCCGAACCCACGAAUUCCAAUGGAUGAAUGGAACCUACAAGUUCCGACUCAGCUACUGCCUUGGCCGACCGCGGGUCUCCGCCGUGUUUCCAUCAACUCCUUUGGGUACGGAGGCACCAACGCUCAUUGCAUUAUCGACGACGCGUACCACUAUUUCCAGGCCCACCGUAUCACCGGAAAGCACAAUGUCCAGGCCAUCGAAAGCCCUUCCCCAUUCGGAACCCCCGAUUCUGGAGUUGAGCUCUCCAGCAACCGCUCAGAUGCUAUGUCGUGGACCUCCGUCAGCGACUAUUUCUCUAAUCCCUUUGUGUCGGAAAUUCCAUCGUGCCCCAAGCUGCUUUUGUGGAGCUCUAACGACCAAGGUGGCGUCGAGCGAAAUGCGAAGGCCUUCGCCCAGUAUCUCACGGAUAAGGUCUCUGAUGAUUUGACCGAGAAGGAAGAGAAGAAGCUGCUUGCCAAACUUGCAAUCACCCUGGCGAACCGGAGAAGUGUCCUUCCGUGGAAAUCCUUUGUGGUUGCAAGCUCGUGCAAGGAGGCAAUCGCACAGCUCGAAUCGCUCCCUGCCCAGCCUGUUCGCACCUCAAGCGGGCGGACGUGCCCCAAGCUUGCAUUUGUCUUCACCGGGCAAGGAGCCCAGUGGUUUGCUAUGGGUCGCGAGUUGUACGCACAGCCUGUCUUCAGAUCCAGCCUGGAAGCCGCAGGUAGAUACCUUGUCACCCUAGGCGCCUCUUGGUCCCUGCUCAAUGAGCUGUUCCGUGACGAGGAAACCUCCAGACUGGACUCCCCGGAUCUUUGCCAGCCGCUAUGUACAGCCCUUCAAAUCGCAUUGGUGGACCUAUUCAAAUCAUGGGGUGUCAAGCCAACUGCUGUCAUUGGUCAUUCCAGCGGUGAGAUUGCCGCUGCGUAUGCGAAGGAGGCUAUUUGUCGCGAGGAUGCCUGGAAGAUCGCAUACUACCGAGGCCACCUUUCCAGUUGCAUCCGUGGCUUUGCGCCAGGCUUGUAUGGUUCAAUGUUGGCAACUGGGAUUGGAGCGGAAGACUCGCAGAAGUAUAUCAGCCGUCUCCCUCGGGGCAACGCGACAGUUGCGUGCAUGAACAGCCCGGCAAGCACAACCAUCUCUGGAGACUCAGUUGCAAUCGACGAACUUGAGCAGAUGAUCAAGCAGGAUGGUCACUUUGCUCGAAAACUCAGAGUUGACAUCGCCUACCAUUCCCCUCAUAUGCAAGUCAUUGCGGACAAAUAUCGCCAGGCCCUGGGAGACAUCAUCCCCCUCGAUACAGCGGAGACCCAGGUGCAGAUGUUCUCUUCCCUGACUGGCGAGAGAGUCAAGGCCAAUAAUGAGCUUGGCACAGACUACUGGGUCUCCAAUCUGGUUUGUCCGGUGAGCUUCUCUAGUGCGAUGAAAAGUCUUCUGCAAUAUUCCGAGAAGAAAUCGAGACGUCGCAACAACAAGGCUUUCGUGGAGCAUUUGAUUGAGUUCGGUCCUCAUGCUGCGCUCAAGGGGCCCAUCAAGCAGAUCCUUACCUCCGACUCGCUUGGCCCACUUGGCGAGGUGUCGUAUCAAUCCGUUCUUGAACGUGGAAAGAACGCCUGCGAAACAGCAAUGGCAGUUGCAGGUCGCCUCUUCCAAAAUGGAUACCCCGUCACCGGUGACUCCCUGUUUGAUGAUUUAGAUUCGUCAGUCAAGGGCGGUUACCUCGUCGAUAUGCCACCAUUUGAAUGGAACCACAGCCUGAAGUACUGGGCGGACCACCACACUGCACGUCACCAUCGAUUCCGCAAGAACCCCAGGACUGACCUCUUGGGUGCCGAGACGGUGGACGGCAUCGAUGCUGAGCCGCGAUUCCGCAAUAUCUUGCGAAACAACGACAUUCCCUGGGCCCAGCUUCACAAGGUCCAAGGAGCUGCCUUGUAUCCGGGAGCUGGUAUGAUGAUCAUGGCAAUCGAGGCCAUGUGUCAGAGAGCGGAUUCCUCGCGCCCUAUUGCUGGAUAUGAGCUGCGAGACAUCAUCAUUAGCAAGGCGAUCGUUGUGCCCGCCGACGACUCUGGCAUUGAAACAAUGCUCAAUGUAAGGCCAUACCGGCAAGGAACUCAGUCGCUCGACGCUGCCUGGCAGGAAUUCCAGCUUUACUCCCGCAAGGAUACGUGGGAGCUGAACUGCUCUGGUCUUAUUCGCAUCGACUACAAGACCUCUCCUAACACGGUGUUUGUCGACGAGGAUGCGCUGGCUGCAGAGCGUUAUGCAGGCCAAUACCAAGCUGUGCAGAAUGCCUGCUCCCGCCUCCAGCGCCCCCGAGACUUCUACGAGCAACUGAACUCCAUCGGCCUGUACUACGGUGGCGUGUUCCAGGCUUUGACGGAGAUUCACAAGGGCGACUAUUGCAGCACCUGUCAGGUCAAGGUUUCGGACACGAAGAGCAUUAUGCCACACCAGUUCGAGUUCCCCCACGUGAUUCACCCGGUUACUCUGGACAGUAUUUUCCAGAUGGCCGUGCCUUCUUCAUUGAAGGCCGACGAGGACUUGAACGCUCCCAGGGUCCCUGUGGGGAUCGGACGUCUCUAUGUCUCUGCGGAUGUGCCCAAGUCCCCUGGCGAUAUCUUGAACGGCUAUGCCACUUACGAGCAGACUGGGUUUGAUCAGGGUGAAUCAAAUAUUGUGGUCUCCGGCGAACAAUGGAACAAGCCUCUUGUUGUUCUAGAGGGUAUGCGAGGAAGAAGGCUCAACACCAAGACGAGCAACGACACAGACCUUCGCAAGAUCGGCAGCCACUUCCACUGGCAGGAAGAUCUCUCUCUCAUGCAGCCCGAGCAGCUGCGCAAGCUUUGUGUCAGUGCCACUGGCCAUGUCAAAAACGAAGAUCGCCAAGUUCUCUUCGACAUUGAGAUGGCCUGUAUGGUCAUCAUCAAGCGGGUGAUGCAAGAAUGCUCGGUUGAGGAAUCUGAAUCCUAUGCCUGGAACUUCAAGCUAUUCUACGACUACAUGAGAGACUACAUGGGACUUGCCCAAGAAGGAAGCCUGGGCUAUCAGCUGGAGACCCCAGAGGUUGACUGGCUGAAUAUGACUCCGGAGGCGGAAGAGUCCCUCCUAGAGCGCGUGUCGAAAACAUCCACCGAUGGUCGAGUUCUUAUUGAGCAUGGCAAACAUCUUCCCCAGAUUCUGCGUGGCCAAAUCCCUCCCCUUCAGAUCUUGAUGUCCGAUAAUUUCCUACACGAUUUCUAUCAGUCCGGCAUCGGCACCAAACAGCACUAUGCUCAAAUGACCUGGUACGUCGACCAGUUGGCGCACAAGAAUCCCGACAUGAAGAUUCUUGAAAUCGGCGGUGGUACUGCUGCUGCCGCCCUGCCCGUGCUGCAGACGCUGGGCGGCUCUGGAGGUACAGACCCCCGAUUCGAAAGCUACACAUUCACCGACAUCAGUGUUGGGUAUUUCGAGAAGGCCCAGAGAAAGCUGGCACCUUGGGUUCCCUACAUGAACUUUGCCAAGCUCAACAUCGAAGAAGACCCUGUCACUCAGGGUUUUGAGGAGGGUGGAUAUGAUAUGAUUGUGGCAUCUAACGUUCUGCACGCAACCCGGUCGAUUGGAAAGACCCUUCAGAACGCAAGGAAGCUGUUGAAGCCAAAUGGCAAGCUUGUCCUCAGUGAGCUCACUCAAUUCCAAAAGAUGAGGUUCCAUAUGGUCGUCGGGUCGUUGGAAGGCUGGUGGUAUGGCGAGGAUGAUGGCCGCCACCAUGGGCCAACCCUGUCAAUGGACCAAUGGAACGACGCCCUCUUGCAAGCUGGCUUUGAUGGUAUUGAAGUCGACUUCAAGGAUUUCCCCGAUCCCCGCGACACCGGCUUUUCGGUCAUGAUUAGCGGAGCUUCCGCGUCCGAGAAGCCACCGGCUCCCAAGGAGGUUAUUAUUGUCCUUCCUGCUAAUCCAGAGCCAGAUGUGGCCGUUGCUAGUGAACAGAUGAAGGCGCGAUUGCAGGAACGUGGAUCUCUUGUAUCCACCGCUUGCCUGCAGGACACUCUGGCGUUGGAUUUGCAAGAGAAGUCGUGCCUUUGUUUGCUGGAUGCCAACCGAGACAAUGCGUUCUUGCCAACCAUCUCUUCGGGAGACUGGGAUGCUUUAAAGCACCUCAUUCUCACCACGCGAAGCAUUACCUACGUCAGUCGGGGCGGUGCGGUCAACAGUGAAAACCCACAGUCUAACCUCAUGUCCGGGCUAGCGAGAAGCAUCCGAUCGGAAAACUAUCACAUUUCCUUCACAUCAUUAGAUGCCGAAUAUGGUCGUCACCUUGCCGAUGAAGACGCUUUGGCAGCUAUGCUGGAGGUCUUCUGCCAUGCAAGUGACUCCAAAGACUCUGAUCGGCCUGACUGGGAAUAUGCAAUCCGAAAUGGCAUGCCAAUGAUUCAAAGGGUACUUCUGGAGAAGGGUAUCAACGACCUUUCAUCCUCCUGGUACGCUGCUCCAGCACCGGAGCAAGCACCCUUCAAGCAAGAUGGCCGGCCCCUCACUCUGGGAAUUGGUACCCUGGGAAGACUGGAGACCCUUCGAUUCGAGGAUGACCGGGUCGCCGCUGAGCCUCUUGGAGCUGACGAUGUUGAGAUCACAGUCAGAGCCGCCGGCCUGAACUCCCAGGACCUCAUGGUCGCCAUGGGACAACUGUCCCGGUCCGGACUUGGGGUCGAUUGUGCCGGUAUCAUCCGCCGGGUCGGUCGCAAUGUCAAAACACUUGAGCCGGGUACUCCUGUGAUGACCUGGAAACUGGGCACCUUCGGUAACAUUGCCCGGGCACCAGCAGCAAUGGUGCAGCGCGUUCCGGACGGAAUGGACCUCACCACGGCUGCCUCGCUCCCUCUCAUCUAUAGCGCUGCGCUCUACUCCCUAUCGACGGUCGCUCGCCUCAGACCCGGAGAGACGAUCUUGAUCCAUGGAGCAGCCGGAGGUGUAGGCCAGGCAGCAAUCAUGCUGGCACAGUCCAUUGGGGCCACCGUUUUCGUCACAGUUUCCUCCGAAGCAAAGAAGAACUUGCUGACAACCACAUAUGGGAUUCCAGAGUCGCACGUUCUCAACAGCCGCGAUGAUUCAUCCUUUGUGCAGGGAGUGAUGCGUCUGACAAGCGGCCGAGGUGCUGAUGUGGUGUUGAACUCUCUUGCUGGGGAGGCACUGCGUACCAGCUGGGGAGCCAUUGCCCGCUUUGGGCGCUUCGUGGAGCUCGGUCAACGGGACAUCGCAGGCAAUACAGGCCUAGACAUGGCCCCCUUCCUCCGCAAUGUGUCCUUCCACUCCGUGAACAUGCUGGAUUUGCUCGACUGGGAUGUUGCGACCGCAUCUCGUGUAUUCGCCGACGCUGUCGACCUAUUGCGUCGCCAGGUCGUGAAGCCGAUUGCGCCGGUACAAGCCAUGCCAUUCUCACAGGUUGAAGAGGCAUUCCGUCUGCUGCAAACAGGUGCGCAUACUGGAAAAUUGGUUCUUGAGGCCCAUGACGACGACCUUGUAUCUGUCGUCCCUGCGGCCGCUGCCCCGGUACGAUUCCGGUCAGAUGCUACUUACCUGAUUGCUGGUGGCGGUGGCGGUCUCGGUCGAGCUAUCGCUUUGUGGAUGGUUGGGAAUGGUGCUCGAAACAUCUUGCUUCUUUCACGAUCUGGAACCAAGAAGGCAGCAGCAAGAGAUCUCGUAAGCCGGUUGACGGCCCAGGGAGCUCGAGUGGAUGCCUGGCCAUGCGAUGUAUCAAACGAGGAGCAGGUCGCUAGGGUCAUUGAGCGAUGCCGGUUGGAAUCUUGGCCUCAGGUUCGGGGUGUGAUUCAGGGCGCGAUGGACCUACAAGAUGCCACUUUUCCAGACAGACCGGGAUCUCUAACACCACAACAGCUCUACCAAAAUAUGACACACGAGCAAUUCACCGGGGCACUCCUGCCAAAGGUGAAUGGAAGCUGGAACCUCCAUAAGCACCUUCCCGAGGACAUGGACUUCUAUGUUCUUCUUUCAUCUGUCAUUGGAAUCGCCGGUUCCCCCUGCCAGGGCAACUACUCGGCCGGAAACACAUACCAAGAUGCGAUCGCCCACUACCGACGCAGCAAGGGCAUGGCCGCAUGCUCCAUCGAUGUCGGCAUGAUGCUCGGUGUGGGAUACAUCGCAGAGCAGGGCACGGAGGGCCGAGUGCACGACAACGCCAAGUCAUGGAGUUUCCUGGGUAUCCACGAACACGAGUUCAUCGGAAUCCUCGAAGCAACGAUCCGCGGCGAGAGCACACCCGGCAGCGUGGUCCCGCCACAGGUUAUCACCGGUCUUGGAACCGGUGGUAUGCUGACGCAAAUGGGAGAGAAAUACCCCUGGUGGUUCAAGGAGAUGAAGUUCGGUCAUAUCAAGCGGGUUGGCGCGCAUCAGCAGUCCAACCAGGGUAGCGGGAAAGAUGAGAUUUCCGUGAGCACACAGCUCGGAAAAUGCCAAAGUCUGGACGAGGCCAGCGACAUUGUCACCGGAGCGCUGGUCAAGAAGUUGGCCAAGUCUAUGGUGGUGUCGGCGGAGGAUAUCGAGCCCUCCAAGCCUGUCAGUAGCUAUGGCGUGGACAGUUUGCUUGCCGUGGAGCUUCGGAAUUGGAUCUAUGCGGAUAUCAAGGCUGAAGUAUCUGUGUUUGAUCUCUUGAGCAGCGUGCCCAUUACAUCCCUUGCAGGGAAGAUUGCUGGCACGUCUGAGAUGGUUCCUAAGUUUUCUGAUGAAUAG